This is a messenger RNA of Drosophila biarmipes, 2435 nucleotides long. It is a transcript of the gene run, whose product is annotated as segmentation protein Runt. Gene Ontology annotation, molecular function: RNA polymerase II cis-regulatory region sequence-specific DNA binding; DNA-binding transcription factor activity, RNA polymerase II-specific; ATP binding. The transcript is spliced from 2 exons. NCBI's taxonomy places the organism in Eukaryota, Metazoa, Arthropoda, Insecta, Diptera, Drosophilidae. Bases 203 to 1741 code for a protein of 512 amino acids. Gene Ontology annotation, cellular component: nucleus. The record is from RefSeq and is a predicted model, not a curated record. Gene Ontology annotation, biological process: regulation of DNA-templated transcription.
AGCGUGUCGAGAACGCACUGAGAGAUACCGAUUGCGAUUCCGAGUGUUCGAGAGCCACAACGACCGAUUCGAAACCGCGAAAUUCAAAACCCAAACCAAUUUUUUGCAAGUGACCCGCAAACAGAUACAAGUGAAGUGAAACGCACACAGAGAUACAGCCCCGAGAGACACGCUCCCAAGGAUUACUUUCGGAUACGACGAGAUGCAUCUGCCAGCGGGUCCAACGAUGGUGGCCAACAACACACAGGUCCUGGCCGCAGCAGCAGCCGCUGCCGCCGCCGCCGCCGCGGCCGCCGCGGCACAGGGCAAUCCCGGCCAGAGCCUGGCCAACACCAGCACCCACUCGGCCAGCAGCACGGGCAGCUCCACGCCGGACCUCAGCACGAACAACUCCAGCUCCAACAACGCCAGCAGCCCGCAGCAGAACCCGGCCGCGGGCUCCGCGUCAGUGGCCGCCGCCUCCGCCUCCGCGUCCGCCAAGAUGCCCAGCUCGAUGACCGACAUGUUCGCCAGCCUGCACGAGAUGCUGCAGGAGUACCACGGCGAGCUGGCCCAGACCGGCUCGCCCUCGAUCCUGUGCAGCGCGCUGCCCAACCACUGGCGCUCCAACAAGUCGCUGCCCGGCGCCUUCAAGGUGAUCGCCCUGGACGACGUGCCCGAUGGCACCCUGGUGUCCAUCAAGUGCGGCAACGACGAGAACUACUGCGGCGAGCUGCGCAACUGCACCACCACGAUGAAGAACCAGGUGGCCAAGUUCAACGAUCUGCGCUUCGUGGGCAGGAGCGGCCGCGGCAAGUCCUUCACGCUGACCAUCACCAUCGCCACGUACCCCGUGCAGAUCGCCAGCUACAGCAAGGCCAUCAAGGUGACCGUCGACGGGCCGCGGGAGCCAAGAAGUAAGCAAAGCUAUGGCUACCCCCAUCCCGGCGCGUUCAACCCGUUCAUGCUGAACCCCGCCUGGCUGGACGCGGCGUACAUGACCUACGGCUACGCGGACUACUUCCGCCACCAGGCAGCCGCCCAGGCGGCCCAGGUGCACCAUCCCGCCCUGGCCAAGUCCUCGGCCUCGUCCGUCUCGCCCAACCCGAAUCCCGCCGUGGUGCCCGUGUCUACCAGCUCCUCCUCGGCCGUGGUGCAGCCCGCCGAGUACCCGCAUCCGCCGACGGCGGGUCAGGCAGCCACCAUGAUGCCGUCGCCACCAGGUGCUGCUCCGGCCACGCCCUACGCCAUGCCCCAGUUCCCGUUUAACCAUGUGGCCGCCGCCGCCGCCGCCAAGGUGGCCACCGCCACGCCCCACGCCUUCCAUCCGUACAACUUUGCCGCCGCCGCGGGCCUGCGGGCGCGGAACGCUGCACUGCAUCACCAUGCCAGCGAGCCGGUGGUCAACCACGUCAGCCCCGCCUCCUCGCGCCCUUCCAGCUCCUCGCCCACCCAGCAGCACGUGCUCCUCAAGCUGAACACCUCCAUCGAGACCAGCUCCAUCCACGAGCAGUCGGCCAGCGAUGGCGACUCCGACGACGAGCAGAUCGACGUGGUCAAGUCGGAGUUCGACCUGGACAAGAGCCUGGACGUGGCGCCCCUGCGGAUGCGCUGCGACCUGAAGGCGCCCUCGGCCAUGAAGCCCCUGUACCACGAGAGCGGACCCGGAGCCGUCGUCCACGGGCGGCAGUCGUCGCCGGAGACGACCACCAAGAUCAAGAGCGCCGCCGUCCAGCAGAAGACCGUGUGGCGGCCCUACUAAAAACUGAUCCCGAGCGGAAAAACGGAAAAGCAGAAAAACAAAGUGAUAAAACAGCGGCGGCGCAGAGCGGCAAGCGGGCAAAAAUUAUAAUUGUGAUAUAGUGUUAUAAGUUACCUCCGGCCGGCAAACGGAGCAGCCUCAUCGGUUGACAGGAUACGAGGGUAUUCAUCAGCAAGUCAUCAGGAGAAAUCACCAAGAUAAUGGAUACUGUAACGGGACAGCGGAUCCAGGACACGGACUCCCCCUGGACCUCAGACUCCGGCGAAGUUUUAUGCUCGGACUCAUAAAAUCGUGCGACGAGUUUGAGUCACAGGCCCUCGUUUUUCACCCGGAUUUUCUACAAAUCCCAGCAGAAAAAACACUCAUAGACCUAGAUCCAGAAUAUUACCAAGAAAGCAACUUUAGUUCAAUCGCGGUUCGAGCCAUACAAAUGGAACCCACACACCUUUUGUAUAUAGCUUACUAGUUGUAACACUCAUUACUACUUUUUUUUUGAGAGCCUUUUUUUUCGAUGGAUAAUACGCGAAUUUAGCUAUUUUUAAUCUUUAUGUUUAACUAGUCGUCUAAGCGGGAAAUCAAUUUUUUUGUCUAGCCGUAAGUUUUAGCGCGAAAAGAAAUCUAACACAAAAAAUCGAAUUUGAAACAAAACCAAAUAAAAAACAAAAUCACACUCGAAAAGUAUUUACAAAAAAUA